This is a messenger RNA of Lasiosphaeria miniovina, 1789 nucleotides long. RefSeq lists its product as uncharacterized. The transcript has 3 exons. NCBI's taxonomy places the organism in Eukaryota, Fungi, Ascomycota, Sordariomycetes, Sordariales, Lasiosphaeriaceae. The coding region runs from base 1 to 1455 and encodes 484 amino acids. The record is from RefSeq and is a predicted model, not a curated record. Gene Ontology annotation, molecular function: protein binding.
AUGCACGCCGCCUACGUCAGGUUUGCCCUGCUGGGCCACCUUGUUGCCCAUCUCGCCUCUGCCACGCCCGCGACUCCAGGCACCGUCAAGAGGAGCCCUCUGGGGAUCAGCCUCCCUCCCCUGAUUCCUAGUAUUCCGGGAGUCACUGUGCCUCUAGUAGGCAACCUCGCUCCUCCUUUACCUAUCCUACAGGUCCCCACCCCGGCUCUUCCUAGCGACCCGUUUACGCCAUCUAAUAUCAAGCCCAAGAAGAUUGGCUACUUCUGGACCGGUGCGGGCGAUAACCAGCACAAGGACUUCUUGGCCACCGCCAGUCUCGAUGAUGACACAUUCGGCACCAUCAUUUAUCUCACGGAUGUUCCAUCCAGCGGGAACUCACCGCACCAUCUUGGCGUCUCGCACGACGGCAAGCUGUUAGUUGGCGGUGGGCUGCUGUCGCUGCUCAAGACCCAAGACACGGCGUUCUACUUUGACGUCACCGACCCGUAUCGCCCCAAGUUUUCGCACAGCAACCGUGCCAUUCUCAGCUCCAUUGUCGACGAGAUCCGUGCCAAACCUGAUGGCGGCUUCUACAUCACCUACAUGGGCAGCGCCGUGGGAACCUCGCCUGGCAAGCUGAUCGAGACAGAUGCCAAGGGCAACAUUUUGAGCGAGUGGCCGAGCGUGCUUGAUGUUUCCUCCACUCUCAACACUUUGGGAGAGCAGUUCUCUCCCCACGGCCUCACCAUCGACUUUAACAAGAACAUUGCCUUGACCUCGGACUUUGUCGUCCCCCUGUCCAUUCUGAAGCCGACUUUGAGGAUACAGCGUGCAAACACUCUCCGGCUGUGGAAUCUCUCGUCCCGCUCCAUUAUUUCCACCAUCACCAUCCCCGACGGACAGGGCAUCCAAGACGUCAAGUUCAUCCCCGGCAACGAGGAGACAGCGGCGCUGGCCACUGCCGUCGGCCUCGGCCAGGUGUGGAUCAUCUACCCGUUCCGCACGAAUCCGGACGGAAGCCAGGGUGUUGCCGAGCCGCUCUUCGACCUCGGCGACGCGGCCCGGGGCUCCAUGGCCAUCUACUCUGACAUCUCAGACGACGGCAAGCUCGCCUACUUCACCAUCACGCUGGGCAACCACGUCGCGGCGCUCGACAUCUCGGACCUGAACAACGUCAAGCGCCUCGAUAACCCGAACGAGAAGCAGCCCAUCAUCGGCCCCCACUACGUCAAGAUCUCGCCCGACAAGAAGAACCUGCUCGUCACGGGCUACUUUGUCCAGGCCGGAGACAUCUCGGUCCUAAACACACCAGGCGAUUACAAGGCCCAUUGGAUUGAUAUUCUGCCCAACGGCAGCCUCAGCUUCAACCGCACCAUUGACUUCAACCAUAUCUUCACUACCAGCCGUGGCGGCGCCCGCCCACAUUCGUCUGUCAUCUUUGACCUGACGGACCCCACGAAGCCCAAGUACUACUAACUGGCACGCGGACGCUGAUAUCUGCUAGGCUACCGCUGCUGUUUUUGACUCGUGGUGUGGGCCUCUGCGCGAGAUAGCAGUGGAUGUUUUCCUUUCUGAUGUAAGUGGAAAGGGGGGAUUAUCUGGGAUUCUGUGACUCGGCCACGGCUCAGAGAUGGCGCAGGAGGCUUGGAGUGUCCUUGCCUGAAAAUAUUAAUCAUCUAGUUGGUAGUAGUAAUAAGAGACGAAAACAGUCACUCGCUGAAUGAGUUGCUGAAGAGUCCGACUACCCCAGUUAGGCAGGUGAUGGAUCCGUUUUGCUCGCACUAGUGAGUUGAGAGCCCAUUGCUUCGAU